Messenger RNA from Hydractinia symbiolongicarpus, 1167 nucleotides. Its product is annotated as trace amine-associated receptor 3-like. Gene Ontology annotation, cellular component: membrane. The transcript has 2 exons. The record is from RefSeq and is a predicted model, not a curated record. Gene Ontology annotation, molecular function: G protein-coupled receptor activity. Gene Ontology annotation, biological process: G protein-coupled receptor signaling pathway. NCBI's taxonomy places the organism in Eukaryota, Metazoa, Cnidaria, Hydrozoa, Anthoathecata, Hydractiniidae. Bases 1 to 1167 code for a protein of 388 amino acids.
AUGCAUACCCUAAACAUCACAGAACUGUGCUACCAUACCAACUUACCAAUAUGCGACGAAACAACACAAUCAAAAGACAACAGCUCAUCACUUAUGAAGACACAUUUUCCAGCUAUAAUCAUUGCAUGUUUUGCAUUUGCGUUGAAUAUCACCGAAAUAAUAUACAUUACAUCGCAAAGGCGAAAACGAGCUGCUACUGAAUAUUUACUUCUCAGUUUUGCAAUGGCUGACUCGUUGUACAGUUUCGACGUAUUUGUAGGUAUGUCCUUGAUCAUAGUUGGAAAGAAGUAUGAUUUCUUUGAUGUUAGCAUGAUUGUAGUAAUCGGCUAUCAAAUUGCACAGUUCACUAUAUAUGCAUCUAUCUUUCACGUGUUGUUUAUUUCAUUGGAGAGACUAGCAGCUGUCGUAUUUCCUUAUAAAUAUAAACUGUUCAUGAGGACUGAUCGAAUUAAAAUUGUCAUAUACUUUCUUUGGUUGCUGACUGCAUUACUGCAAGGAACAAUGGCAGCUGUAGAAUACCGCGACGGACUUUAUGAAUCAAGUCAUCACGAAGAUACUGUAUUACAUACAGCAAGCGGUAUCACAUUUUGUGCUGGUAUAUUCCUCUUUGGUGUUUAUGGGUACAUCUUUUAUGCCAUCAUUAAGCGAUCAAGGUACAUGCGAAGAACAAGCGUAGAUGUAAACCCAUUUCAAACUAGACGUCACAAAGCAGAAAUUAUCGCAUGUGUUACGGGUUUAAUCGUUUCUGUUGGUUUCAUUGUGUUUUCGUUUCCAUUAGCGAUCUCAUUUUGUUUGCCUCACUCAAACUUCGCCAUACGCGUUUCAAUAGCUGCCCAUUUCUUCCUCAUUUUUAAUUCGGUAUUCAAUCCCUUGGUUUACUUCUGGAGAGGGCAGUUUAUAAAAGUCAUGAAAAGGAAGUCCAAUAGAAGAAAAGAGAAAAAGCAGUUAAAAGAUGUUGACUUGUCAACUGUUUCGCCACGAAAUAACACAAGGUACAAUGUUUCAACCAUUCAGUUAAGUAACAUUAUGUACGCCAGUACUUUGAGUGUGAUCAACGCAUCGAUGCCUGAAUCGUCGCGUCAUCCACGAUUAUAUAAAAACAAAACAAAUAUGGUUAUUGAUUAUUUUCGAACUGCAAAAAUACUGCAAAUGACAAUAAGAAACUGA